ACAAAUCCAAACCUGUGCCGGCAACCCUGAAAUUUCCAAAAUUGACAAGAAAUUUCAACCCAAAAUUCUGUAAUUUUUAUUUCAAACCCCUCAUUUCAAAAUCAUGCCAAUAUUUCCACCGGAAAUUUGCGAUCAGCUCUUGAAAACAAUCCACAAAAUGUCCAUGAUCCCGUUGGCGUGUCAGGAGUAUCAGCUCAGUCCCAUAGGAUGUAUACGUUCCGAAAAUCUCGACUGGAUAUUGGAUAUUGAAGACAAGAUCCCCAUAUGGAGUCGUUUAAAGGAUAUCAAUACGGUAGGAUAUCGACGUAAACUACCCAUGUCAAUGGUCAGAGGGUAUGAUGUUGAAAUUCCGCAACGUUUGUGGUCUUUGUGGAGCACAAUUCGUGAGAAUCCGAAAAUGCCAAUAUGUAACUCUAAAUCAAAAAGGAAGCCCUUUCUGGCUAUUACGGUUAUGGCACUGUGUGUCAGUCGUCUAGUUCCUCUGAAUUUCUGGAAUAAAAAGCUACUGGACAAAAUUGUGUCGAAUGGUUGGAAAUAUUUCAAGGAAAGCCUAGAGGAAUUUUCUUGUCCAAAUAGAGGCUUUCAGUUGGAGGAUUUGUCGACAGAGUGUUCCUUUGAGGGAGCUCACUUUGAAGUAUGCCUCAAGACGGUGCAACAGGGCCGUUUAUAUAGCGAACCCUUCGAUGGUCCCACAAAUCUCGCUUUUGCUCUUAUCAACUUUUUCGUCAAACGUCAAUUUGGGAUUCUGGAGUGCUGCAAUCGUUUUCUGGGAUUUGGUUUUGUGCCAGGACGAAAUGGUGGCUAUUUUAUGUUCGAUGCCCAGAGCAUGAAUUUUCCAUUGUUUCACAAGGAUCAAGCUGGUGUUUAUAUGCUGCGCAGCAAUCAUUUACAAAUGUUGUUGUAUUGCCUUAUUGUGGCUUUGAAUGUGCGCCAUAUAAAGGCGAAUUUCUGUAUUCACAAAGUGGACAUAAGGACCUCAAAAGCAGUGAGAGAGACCUCCUUCGAAGGUCUACUUAAAUCCAAGAAGAAUAGUUUGAAAAUUUCCAAAACUUGUUUGGAAAGUAGUUCGAAUCCUUCUGAUAUUCAAAAUUCUCAUUGUGUGGAGCGAGUCCCGGAUGAUGCAGAUGAAAAAUGCACUGCGAAUUAUAAGCGUGCUGAACGUAUCCUACCUGAUUUGAAAGUUGAAAAUUGUCUCAUCCAACCUAUGGUGGAUACCUCGGAGGAUAUUUCGAAGGCAAACGGUGAUUUUGUAAAAAUGAUUUGUUCCGAGACAAUUGUACCUUUGACGGAAAAAGAGAAAGGGGCGCGUUUGGAACACUCAUUUGUCCACAAGCUCCCGGAGGCAUUAUUUUGGAGAUGAAUUUAAAAUUUAAAAAAAAUAUGUAUAUUAAAAAACAAUUAUUAAAAUCUUUGAGAAAUAUUUUUUUUUUAAA
Musca domestica (house fly) is the source of this 1433-nucleotide messenger RNA. RefSeq lists its product as uncharacterized. The transcript has a single exon. The record is from RefSeq and is a predicted model, not a curated record. NCBI's taxonomy places the organism in Eukaryota, Metazoa, Arthropoda, Insecta, Diptera, Muscidae. Bases 104 to 1360 code for a protein of 418 amino acids.